Myotis davidii is the source of this 3904-nucleotide messenger RNA. It is a transcript of the gene ZSWIM9, whose product is annotated as chromosome unknown open reading frame, human C19orf68. The record is from RefSeq and is a predicted model, not a curated record. The transcript has 4 exons. NCBI's taxonomy places the organism in Eukaryota, Metazoa, Chordata, Mammalia, Chiroptera, Vespertilionidae. Bases 733 to 2907 code for a protein of 724 amino acids. Gene Ontology annotation, molecular function: zinc ion binding.
CACAGACGAAUACUAGUGACACUUCUGAGAUUGGCCACAGGGAGUGGGGCACACGCCCGUGAGGAGUGAGGACUUGCUGUCUGUGGGGAGGACAUCUGGACGUGCUAGUAUUUCCAGGCAACAGGGGCCACCGCUGGGCGAGGCGGCCAUAGGGGCUGCGCCUGGGGAAGGGCCAGCAGCUGCAGGUGUAUGAGAAUAUGACCCGGGGCAGGGGGCCACGGCGGCAUGUGGGAGCACAUCUGGAGGUGGGACACCUUUGCAGGGGUGUGGCACAGCUUACAGCCACGCGGAGACACGGGAGGGGAGAGUUCCAUGCGAAUGGGGGCACUGCCACAUGUAGGAGCACAUGGGGGGCGGGGUCUUAGCUGGAAGUUGGGAACCUGCUUGAGGAAGUGUCCGCAACCGAGCUUAAGAGUCCUAUUCUGGGCGAGGGACCCCAACUGCACCUCGGGGCCCCAUCUACGCAGGAGGGAACCAGAGCUGGCAUGAGGGGCCAGGAUGACAGGCUCCAGCCGUCCGUGGAUAGUGUAGGAGGUGGGAGGAGGCCAAGGAUGGGGUGGAGGUUAUUUCUAGAAAUGAAUGGGGUUGUAUCCCCCCCGCCAUGCCCCAGCUGCAUAGAGGCACCAGCACGGAAGAGGCAGGUCUAAAGUGGAGGGAGUAGGAUGCCUCCGGUGGGGGUGGGUCUGCGGCCUUAGGCACACGUCCUCCCACCUUUGACUCAGGUGCCCCAGGAUGGAGCGCCCGCGGGGCCUGGUGGUGGGGCAGGAGGAGCAGGAGGAGCAGGAGCUGCUGGAACGGGCCUUCUUCUCCUGGGCUGAGUUCAGCCGCUUCUUCGACGCCUGGUGCCAGCAGCGGCUGGCGCUCUUCUUCAUCCAGAGCUCCAUGCACCUGACCCGCUGCCACUGGGCCAGGCUGCCCCCCCUGUACACACUCAUCGACGUGCUCAAGUACAGCUACGUGCGGCUGGUGUGCAAGGAUGUGCGUGCUCCCAGCCGGCCCGCCAUGGGGCACCACGAGGCGGGCUGCCCGGCCUUCAUCAUCGUCAAGCUGAGCCCCCUGCGGGACCGCCUGGUGGUGACGGAGUGCCGGCUGACCCACUCGCACCCCGCCUGCCCCAUCGAGUUCGCCUACUACUUCCGCCCCGGCCGCCUGCUGGCCAACACCUGCCUGCCGGUGCGCACCACCAACAAGAUCUCCAAGCAGUUUCUGGUCCUGGCCGACGUGCACCGCCUGCUCUCUUACUGCAAGGACCGCGACCACAGCGUCAUCGACGCCCUGCGCGUGCUCCAGGGGCUCUUCCACAAGGACCCUGAGGCCAAGCCUUCCCAUCACAGAGAUGCCCUCAUCAUCACCAUUUCAGGAGGUCAGGGCCGUUGCCGGAAGCCACACAGCCCAGAGGUUAGGUCUCCAGCAUCUCAGCCCGGGCAGCAGGCUCCAGAGGCGCUGCCGGAUCUGCCUCUCCGUGCACGAGGGAAUGAAUGUUCGGUUCCCAGAAAGGGAAACUGGGGAAAGGGAGGUGACGGCGGGGGGCCUUGGCUGGAGGGCGAGCGGUGGAGGGGAGCGCAGGUCGAGAAUGAGAGGGCCAAGGGCCGGGAGAACGGAGACUGGGGAGGGGCCCCCCCUGAAGGGAGUCUUUGGAGAGGCGCCCCGUUAGAGGAGUGGGCCAGAGAACUGGAGACCAGAGACCGGCGCGAGGCUCAGUCCGAAAGGGAGAAGGAGCGAGGCGUGCAAGUCCGGUACUGGAGAGGGGUGCAGCUGGAGAACCAGAAGGUGAGGGGACUCGAGGGGAGCGUCUGGAGAAGGUCCCAGCUGGAGAGCGAGCACAAAGGCUGGAGGGGGGCCCAGCUGGAGGGUGAGCAGGACUGGGGGCUGGAAGGGUAUGUCUGGAGGGGGCCCCCCGCGGGGGACCAGGGGCUGCGGAGCUUGGAAGGGUAUGCCUGGAGGAUGGCGCAGUGGGAGGACCGAAGGAUUCGACUUCUGCAGGCCGCGGACGGGAGGAGCCAGUUGGAUUGCGCCAGGGCCAGGGCCCUGGAGGGAGGCAGCGGCAGCCGCAGGGGCGCGCAGGCGCCUGAUGCAAAGGUCUCUGGACUGAAACCCAGAGACCAGAAGGGGCUCCGGGUGGAAGCGGAGAAGGGAGGGAGGGUGGAGGUCAGGCACUGGAGGGGGGCCCAUUUGGAGAAGCCCCCGGAGCCGGUCCCUGAGAGCAGAGACCAAAGGGCGCCCCAUUGGGGACAGGAGAGGAGAGGGCCGGAAGUUAGAGAAGAUAGAGGAGUGAGGUCGGGGGUCAAAAGGAGAAGGGACCUGGAGGACGUGGUUCUGGUCCAGCUAGGGGACACGAGGGCGACGGGCCUGGAGGAUGGAGAGGGAGGGGGGACUCGGUCUGGGGGUCCCCAGAACCGGCGAGGGCAAGGAAGGGAGUGUCUGGACGCAGGAGGGAGGUGUCUAGGGCUGGGGAACGGAGUCGCGGGCGGCACCCCCACGGGCACUGUGUUUGAGGGUGAUCCCGAAUGGCCAGGGGACAGACCCCAGGAAGGAAGUGAAGGAGAAGGCCCCAGGGAACCAAAGAGACCUCGCUGCCCUUCCGGAGAGAAGGAGGUGGACUGGGAGCCGCUGGCCAAGUUCCGAGCGGCCUGCGGGCCGGAGCUGGCGGACCUGGUGGCGGAGGAGCUGUCCUUCGCCAGGCAGCACGGGACCCGGGGUUUCCACGUGGCUGGAGCCGGCUUUGCCCUGAAGGACGGCACCUCCGACUUCUUCCUGGACGGCGCCCUGACGCGCUGCAGCUGCUCCAUCCACGCCGCCCGGCAUCUGCCCUGCCGCCACCUCUUCGCGGCGCGCCUCCUCACGGGCGCGGCCUUAUUCCACGUGGACCUGCUCCGGGAUUGCUGGGGGAGAGCCCCAGAGUCCUGACCCACAGCCCCUGCCCGCCGCCCUCCCUGCGAGGGCCGGGGGGCAUUCUUUUAUCCCAAAGAUAACAAGGCCAGAGGCCAAGGAGGCCACCCCAGCCCCUCUGGCCAGCUCCUGGGUCCCCGGGAACGUGGUCAGUGCUCUCCAAGGGCCUGGAGCCACCGGUGAGGAAGGCGGUGGCCAGGGUGGAUUCUGAGGGAAUCCAGGCAUAGACAGGGCCAGGCCGGGGCAGAAGGAAGAAAGGACAACCGAGGGAGCGGAGGACGCCAGCCUCCGGGGACAGCCUGGCAGGAGCAGACAGGGCAAGUCCACGGAGCGCAGCAGGAGACGGGCAAAGCAAGGAAGAAAGCGGACAGAUGGAGGAGCGGUAAGGGAAGACAAGACAACAAGGAGAUAGAAAUGGGGGAGAGAGCGCAAGAAAGGAGGCGGAAAUGGAGAAGAAACAGGAAGGAGCCGAGGGAGGCAGGAGGAGGGGCCGGGAAGGAGACAAGGUGAAGGAGAGGGGAGAACACAGGGAGACCCAACACAGGAAAGGUGUGGGAGAGAAGACAAGAGCGGGGUGAUCUGAGGUCUGGAGGCUCGGAUCCCUUCACCUUCUGAUUGGUCAUUCCCAGAAGCCGGAACAAGAGGGAGCACGGAGAGUCUUUGUGGGAUGGCCUUGGGGGCCUCCAGUGGGGGAGGGGAGCCAUCGGAGCUAUUGUGCUUCAAGAUUGGAAUAAAGCAGCAUUAUUUUGGUUUCCACGCUGAGUUCUUGACUUCUGGGGGAGGGUCGGGGGCCCGGGCCCGGAGGGAAAUUGAGGUGGUCCGACAUUCCUUCAUUCUUUCAGUGGGCCUGUGGGGGACAGGUGGAGCAAAGGGGCCAAAAUGAAUCCCUCUCCACGGCAGCUUAGGCUUCCUGUACCUCGACCUGCUCCACGUGCUCAGCUCAAUCCCUUCAGGCCGCUCCUCAGUGUCACCUCCUAAGGUCAUCUCCAUCCCUGAACAGUUCAUCUAAGGAGGG